ACAUUAACUUCCUGUGCCCAUGAAAAAUACACACAUGGUGGUGUACAAAGAGGAAUAAUUUUGUAUAUGUGAAGAGCUUGCGCAGUUAAGGAGUGUGUACCAAAACGAAAGUACUUCCGAGCCUGGUAAAUAUCGAGGUGGGGGUAAUGGAUUUCGUCUUUCAUGGACACCCAAACUGAAAGUGAGACAGAUAAUGGCCACGCCCAACCCCCAGGCACAGGAGGUCAUCACCUGUGACCUUUGUGUCAAACCUACCCAGCAGUUCUGUAACAACUGUCAACUCAGUUUGUGUGUGGACUGUGUUAGUAAACACGUGGUCAAGCUCAAAUACCAACAACAUGACAUCGUUCAUUUCAAAGACAGAAAAAUACAACUUGUUUUUCCCGAGUGUGAAUUUCACACAAACCAGAGAUGUGAGGCCCACUGCCAGCAAUGUGAUGUUCCAGUUUGCCUGAAGUGCAUGCUUGGUCCCCAUAAUGGACACAAAUAUGGAGAUAUGUCUGAUAUUUUCAACAGCAAGAAACAUGAUAUUGAAAAGGAAACCAAAGAAAUUGAAUCCACUAUUAUUCCACAGUACAAGAAGAAAAAUGAAGAAACAGAAAGCAAACUAUCCAUUAUAAUGGCCGAAUUUGAUGAACUGGACAAAGAAAAAGAAAAGCACAGAAAAUCCUGGCACCAAGAAGUCGACACCAUUUUCAAUAAUCUUGGUUCUUUGAUGAAGUCCAUAAAAGAGAAUCUCCUGGCUGCUCUAAACUCUCACCAAUCCAAAAUAAGAAAUCAAAUUCCAGACAUGACCCGAACAGUUCAGCAAAACAAAGAAAUUCUGAAGUCAAACAAUGUAUCUGCAGUCACUAACUACAAAUUCAAACUCCAGGAAUACAGGAACAUGCCUACUGAUAUUGAUGUCAAACUGCCAUCACUCAAAACCAACACAAUCCAAGGAAGAGAACUCAGCCUGGAAUUAGGAGAAUACAAGGCUAGCCUGACACAGACAACACUGUCUAAUCUGACAGAGGAAGUCUCCUAUUUAUCUUUACAAAAGAUGUUAGAGCAAGCCAAAUCAAUUACAACCAUUCCUGCUGGAGUUAAUCCUCUAAACAAUGUUGCCUGUGUGGGAGUGGAUGAAGUCUGGGUUAGUGGUAAAGAUAAAACCAUAAGACGUGUUGACAUACACGGGUCUGUACGGGACACUGUCACCACCACAUGUCAAUACUGGCCUAAUGACAUCACAGUGACCAGACAGGGAGAACUGGUAUACAGUGAUGGUUACAAUAGAACUGUGAACAUUGUCAGACACGGGAGAACAGAAACACUUAUAACCACACCACAGGGCUGGCGUCCAGGUCAGCUAUGCUGUACUAAGUCAGGGGACAUCCUGGUCAGUAUGCGUACUACUGAUAAAAGCCAACGUAAAGUUUUCCGUUAUCAGGGACACACAGUAAAACAGGAAAUAGAUAGAGAUGAAGAUGGAGAACCAAUCUAUAAAGGAGGGGUAUACCCACUGUGUGUGAUGGAGAACAACAAUGGAGAUAUCUGUGCCUCUGAUAGUAAUGCUAAGGCUGUGGUCGUGGUGAACAAGUCAGGAAGAGUCCGAUUCCGAUACGACGGUACACCAGCCAGGAGGAAGAAAUCAUUUGACCCUAGACAUAUAGUGGCAGACUCCAUGAGUCAGAUCAUUGUGACAGAUCACGAUAAUGCCUGUCUACACAUCCAGGAUCAGAACGGACAGUUCCUGAGAUGUGUGGCUAAUUGUGGACUAGAUAAUCCUCAUGGACUGAGUCUGGACAGUGAGGGCAGGUUGUGGGUAGGGUUAGCCUAUUCAGGAGAAGUGAAAGUGAUUCAGUACAUGAAAUAAACACAUGAUAUCACAUACAGACAUCAGAUAAUGACAGAGUUCACACAGUGCUCUUGAUACAUACAUGUUUUAGUGAUAUUUACACAACAGUAUAUGCAUUCAUUGUUUCUUUCUUUUAGUACAUUUGAACAUUGAUAAUUUUAAUUCGAGGUGUUGAAAAAAGACUAUUCAAUCUUGUCUUAUUCUGGACAUGUCUACCUACAGUCCAGGGAAGUACAUGCACAUACACAAAUGGUAUAUGUUUGUGAAAUUGUCAUUAUAGUUACUUAGUCCAAGUAAGUAUGCAUCAUAUCAUCAUCGCUAAUGAGUAAAAAGAAGAAUGUAUCCUAUCGUCAUGGUGAAUUUGACUUGUUUUUUCACAAUUCCCUGUGUAAUGAAGUGUGGCGUGUGGUGGAACAUGAACCUGGACGUUAUGUUGAAGACCAGCGAAGAUCUGCCCUCCUUGAUCUGUAAAUUUGAAAAUACAAGGGUAAAAUUGAUUAAAGAGAACCAUGGGCCUCAUGAUAUGUUUGAUUGUUCCUUGUUUUUGUCCUGUUUUAGAACUUUGUAGUCAUGUAGUGACAUCAUCAGGUUUAGCUGGAGGAUCUCAUGUAGGGGGACAGCUUCUUGUAUAAUCUAUAAUGAUUUAAUUUUAGUUGUAUAUCUGAUUUUGAUUUGGAAAGAAAUUCCAAUAUCAUUAUAUGUAAUGGGACAUCAUGAAAUUGCAUUUCUAAACUUAAAAAAGGAAACAUUAUUCCAAUGUAAUUCCAAUGAUAAAUGUUUUAAUGUGAAAUGAUAUAAGUUAUAUUUUCAAAUGAUAUCAACUCUAAAUUUGUUUGUUGUAAAAAUGUGCAUUUAGGAUAGUGUAUAUUGUAUGUAACUUUAACCAUAAUCAGUAAUAAAAUUGAAAGUAAA
This is a messenger RNA of Ostrea edulis (European flat oyster), 2749 nucleotides long. Its product is annotated as E3 ubiquitin-protein ligase TRIM71-like. Bases 194 to 1855 code for a protein of 553 amino acids. NCBI's taxonomy places the organism in Eukaryota, Metazoa, Mollusca, Bivalvia, Ostreida, Ostreidae. Gene Ontology annotation, molecular function: zinc ion binding; ubiquitin-protein transferase activity. The transcript is spliced from 2 exons. Gene Ontology annotation, cellular component: nucleoplasm; chromatin. The record is from RefSeq and is a predicted model, not a curated record. Gene Ontology annotation, biological process: positive regulation of DNA-templated transcription.